UUAUCCAAAAAAAUAAAAAUUUGAAUUCGAAGUUUAAUCGCUAGUAUCAUACUAUUGCAGUAAUAUAAUCAAGAAUUACACCUAACUCAUACAGUUUUACAAAUAAAAUCUCUCAUAUAACCGUUACUUGAUGAUACAUGAUAAAUAUGUACGUGUAUAAUUGUAAAUUAUAAACGAUGAUUUCAAUCACAUUUUCAAAAUACCCCUUUAAACCAAGGAAUCAGAAGGAGAGAGAAGAAGAAAUCUCUGUUAAAAGGUUUAAGGAUCUUUAUAUAGAUUAGAGUUAGGGUUUGACCCGCUGUUAUUGAGUUUUGGAUUGGACUCUCUUUUGAGCCUCAAAAGCUUAGAUUCAUGGUUUUGAGACAAGAUGAUCGACCUUGAUGGCUACUUAAUCAUAUUAUUAAUUAUUUAGUUAUGUGUGCACCAAAAUUGCUCUUAACUCUUAAGGUUACUUAGCUUAAGGCUCUGUUCAUUAAAGAAAGGAGAAAAUUGGGGAGGAAAGGAAAAGUUGGAGAGAGUGAUAAGUUGACGAUAGUGAAAUAAUGAGGUGAAAGUGAUAUUCAGUUUUUCACUUCUAACCCAGCUUUCCACACCUCUAUUUUUCAUCCUUCGUGAACAGAGGGUUAGAAGUGAAAAAAUUGUGGGUUGGUCUGUGAGAACGCAUCAGAUUAGGGAUGGUAAUUGAAACAUUACCCAUGGGUACGUAUUCUACUCAAUCCAAUUCGGUCAAAGCGAGUAACACUCACAUUGACGGAUUUUGGAUCGAGUGUGGGUAAACCCCGCUUUUGGAAUUGGUCAGUUGGAUGAGAUACGAGUUUAGCCAAAAUCUAACUCAAUAUCCACCCAACCCACUCAUGAAUAGAAAAAUUACGUUGUUUUGUUUAUAACCCUAAUAAUAUGAUACAAUGUAUAAAAGCAAUUAGCUGCCUGCUAUGCUAACAUAAUUCUAAUAAGACAUCUAACUAUUGAAGUUAUUAGCCUUCAUAUCAAUAUAGUUAUAGAAGUUUUUUUUUUUUUUUGGUUAACAUAAGGAAGUGCGUGUUCGGAGAAAUUAUUUUCGUUAUAUUCGUGAUCACGUGAGUACCCAUGCACCCACGGGUGCCCAGCUAUCCAUUGAGUUGGGUAGGAUUUCUCUUCCACAGUAGGUAUUUUACAGAAUUUUUAUGCCGAUACACUUGUUGAGUUUGGAUUUGAAUUUUGAGAAAUCCGACCUGAUUGUCAUCCCUACACCAAACUUUAGUCUUGUCGUUUCUUUUUCACUGCAGCAAUGAAGUACAUGUAAAACUUGGCAGCAGCAGCUUGGUUAAGUAGCAAAAGGGGGGGCAAAUUAGCAGUUUAGCACCAUCGAUUUCAUGGCCUUUUCUUUGGGUGAAAAAGGAAGAACAUCGCCAUUUCUCUUAGUAGCAACAUUUUCUAAAUAAAGGCUUUGAGACAGAGGCUGUCGUUGGUGUCGAUCGACUGUUGCCUUCAUUCAUUCCCACUACGACUAUAUAUGCCCAAAAGGAAGUCGACAACUUGGGUACACAACCACCUUUCUUUACCUUUCCUAAAUGAUCCUUUCUUUUCCUUUCCACGUACAUAUUUACUCACAAAGAGAGACAUCGAGAUCUUAUAAUGGCUUAGGAACUUACGCACAAGCUUUCUGGAGGAGAUAAAAGAAUUAAAGAUAAGUUUGCUACCUCCAUCGUGUCAUCUACACCCUUUGAAAAAAAUCACGAAUGGGCGACUCAAGUGAUAAUACAUGAGGUUAGAAUCAUGGGCGGAGGCGGGGAUAAAUUUCGGAGGAACAAAAAUAAGUCAUAUAUUGGUGAUGGGACAAUACAACUACAAGUCGUAUUGUAGUAUUUUGUCACUGUAGCACAACUCAUUAUUUGUUCAACAAUUGACAUACAAUUGAUUUGUUAUAUACUAUAAACGAAAUUUCAAUUGCAAUAAAGACCUAAUCGGAUCUCUUUUCUCCUUGUGCAUAUUUGAUCUGUUUUCCCAAGCAACCCUGAAAUUGUCUAGCUGCAACGAUAUUCUACCAAUUACAACUGCAAGCGUAAAAAGAGCAUUUUCAGUUUUGAGUUGUAUUAAGAACAAGUUUCCAAGUCGAUUUGGCGACUAGUUUGCUAAUGCUUGUUUAGUGAGAUACAUUGAAAGUGACUUAUUUCAUAGUGUAGACAACGAAUGUUCUUGCAUUUCUUUCUCAAUAUGAAACCCCUUCGUGAUUGUUUAAGAGAACAAUAAUUGUAUAGUCGGUUAUUUUCAUCUAUGAAUGAAUUAUUUAAAUAUAAAUAAUUUUAUUAAAUAAUUUUUAAUUAAAUAUUUCAAUAUUUAUAUUAUGAAAAGAGGACAUGGGUGGUUUGAAAUGUUGCCUCCGCCACUGGUUGGAAUGAUAUAAUUCCGAUGAGCAAUGGUAUGCAAAUAUGUAGACUUGAAUAAUACGCUCUUAUUAGCUUGUCGAGUAUUCAUAAGGAGUGAGAUCGUCUCGGACUUAUACAUUAGCUUUUCCUGACAUAAAAAUGAGGGGAUUGAUAAGCUUUUAUCUUCCGAUUUUCAAAAACAAUAGUUAGUGACAUUUAGGGUUCACAAACAACUAUAAUAUGUGAAUCAUGUGUUGAACAAAUGUUGAAAAGUGAGAACAUCAACAUAGUAAAAGUCUUUUUUCAACCUCAUAGAGAUUUUUCGUGAUUUUCUUAAUCAGUCUUCAUCGGUCUGAUUCUCGGCUUCGCUACUGCCUCUUCAUAUAUAAUUAGGGACUUUUAAAAGUUAUUUCAAGCUACUUUGUGAUCAAUAUAAAAGCACGGUUAGCUUGCUAACUAUAAAGAGGUUGGCACAGUACAAUCAUAGUUGUAGUCAUUGUUUUUGCCCUUGUAGAAUUACAACUUUAACGGAAUUGUAACGAUAAUCAUGUUUAAUUUGUGCAAUUUUAAGACCACAAUUGUAGUCAUUAUUUUCCGUUCGAAUAGUUUAUUUUUACAGCGGUAUAACUACAACUACAACACAAAUUAUGUGACAUCACCAAAUUGCAUGCAAUACACUUACACGCCAACACGACCGAGAUCCUUUCCGGGUGGAAGUGGAACCCAUAAAUAGGUUCUAUUAUUUACUAUACACCUUGUACAAGCCACGUAUUUUAAUUUAUUUAUUUACACUCAAGUUUGAUAUAUAUUUUCAUCAUUUAUUGGACAAUAAAGGUAGAAAAUUUUUUAAUCUUUUUAUAUUAGUUUCAACGGAAUCAUCAUAGUGUCAACAUUUUGUCGGAUGAAAACAAAAAUUGUUCCCAUAAAAGAGUGUUUAAUGCUUAUUGUGGUUGCCAUUAACCAAUCACUCAUAAUUAUCAAUGGGUCAUAGACUCUCUCCCAAGUUCAAUGGUAGUGUCUAGUGUGGUAAAAAACAGAAUUCUAAAUGAGUGGAUUUCCUUGAAUUGUAGAAAUUAAGGAAGGUGGACUAACGUCUUGUCGAAUAUCCUAAUUCUUGAUUUUGUACAAAAUUUACCUGUAAUUUUAUAUAUAUUUCAAAGUUGAAGAGAGAUUACAACCUCUUCUAUCUUCAACCUAGCUCCACUGUGAGUAUGUAACAUGAAAACAAGCUAUUAUCUGCGACAAAAUUAGUGGUCGAACCAGAAGUCCGAGAGAGAAAGAAGCAUUAAGUUCGAGAGCAUCAAAUCGUGGAAAGUUAGGAAAGGGUCAAAUCCAUUACAAGCUUCACUAUUUUUUAUUUAAAGUUACAAGCUUUACACAUAUUUGUAUCUAACUUUAGAAGUUCAAAAAGGGUUAUGAUCUCUCCUUAGGGACUCAAUGUAGUUCCCUUUUAGUUGGCUAAUAAUUUUGACCUAACUCAUAAGAUUGUUAAUUUUGAUCGUCAACGACUUUAUUAGGACUCGAUCGUACAACACAACGAAUAAAUGUUUCUAAUGUGUCGAAAAAAAAACACCCAAAAAAGAUAUUUUGACGAUCAUAAUUAUUAUUUCGAAAUCAACGUAGGAAAACCGCCGAACCGAGAACCCAUUUGAAGUAACCCUCCCCCUUUAAAUUUCCCUUCUCUCGUUUCCCUCCCUCGCCACUACUUCCCCACUUUCAACUUUCCAAACCUCUGUUCUGUUCGAACUUUCCUCUGUUUUCCCCCCCUCGUGACCCACAAAAAUGGCAUCACCAACCUCCCAACGAACCAAUAAAUUCACCACUCUCCGCCUCAGAUUCCUGAUGAUCAUGUUGCUCUGCCAUACACCACACGAAUCCAAGCUCUUCUCCGCCAACCAAAACCACCAAAAGAUCUUCUCACCGCCACCACCGCCGCAGCAGCAGCAGCAAGACAGCAAUCCUCACGCCGCCUUCGACACACUAGACCUCGACGGCCACUUCAGCUACCAAAACACUGCACACGCUGCUCGGGACUUCGGCAACCGGUUCUUCUUCCGGCCAGCAGCUGUCCUCCACCCGAGUUCGGUCUCCGACAUCGCUGCCACGGUGAAGCACGUCUACGAAAUGGGCCCGCUCUCGGGGCUCACCGUGGCCGCCAGAGGACACGGCCAUUCCCUGCAGGGCCAAUCGCAAGCUGACGGCGGGAUAGUUGUCAACAUGGAGUCCCUGACUCGACGGCCGAGUCAGGGGCAUCUUCGUGGUGGUGGUGGUGGUGGUCGUUAUGUCGAUGUGUCGGGUGGAGAGCUGUGGAUCGAUGUCCUGAAGGAGACGCUCAAGCACGGGCUGGCGCCGAAAUCGUGGACGGAUUACUUGCAUCUCACCGUCGGAGGGACGCUUUCCAACGGCGGGAUCAGCGGCCAGGCAUUCAGGCAUGGCCCCCAGAUCAACAACGUUCAACAAUUGGAGGUUGUCACAGGUAAAGGAGAGGUGGUUACCUGUUCUGAGAAGCAGAAUGCAGAGCUGUUCUUCAGUGUGCUUGGAGGACUUGGACAGUUUGGGAUCAUAACUCGAGCAAGAAUCUCUCUUGAACCAGCACCCAACAUGGUGAGAUGGAUUCGAGUUCUGUACUCGGAUUUCUCCAAGUUUUCCACUGACCAAGAACAUCUGAUAUCCCUUGACGAAUCAUUCGACUACAUCGAAGGAUUCGUGAUCAUAAACCGAACUGGCCUCCUCAACAACUGGAGAUCCUCCUUCCAUCCCAAGGACCCAGUUCAAGCUAGCCAAUUCGUUUCAGAUGGGAAAACUCUCUACUGUCUGGAAGUUGCCAAGUACUACAACUCACACCAUGACGACGCUGAAACUAUCGACAUGCAAAUCCAAGGCCUAUUGUCAAAGCUGCACUUCAUUACCUCCACCCUUUUCGUCUCUGAAGUUCCCUACCUCGGCUUUCUGGACAGAGUCCAUGUCGCCGAGAUGAAACUCAGAGAGCAGGGUUUGUGGGAAGUUCCACAUCCAUGGCUAUGCCUUUUCAUUCCGGGAAGCAAGAUGGAUCAGUUUGCAAGUCAGGUGUUUGGCAGCAUUGUCACAGACAGUAGCAAUGGUCCAAUCCUCAUUUAUGCACUCAACCAGUCCAGGUGGAACAACAACAUCAAGAGAACAUCUUUGGUCAUUCCAAGAGAAGAUGUUAUUUACCAUGUCUCGUUCUUGGCAUCAGCAGUGCCAUCUUCCACUGGAAAAGAUGGUCUGGACUACAUUUUAGCACGAAACCAACAAAUACUAGACUACAGUUCGGGUGCCGGUAUAGGGUUGAAGCAAUACUUGCCUCAUUAUACCACCCAAGAAGACUGGAAGGGUCACUUUGGGCCCAAAUGGGAAGUUUUUCAAAAGAGGAAAUCGACUUAUGAUCCUUUGGCAAUCCUAGCACCUGGACACAGAAUCUUUAAGAGGCAAUACGAAAUCCGAAAGCAAAGCAUCACUGAAGGGCUCUUGAAGAAAACAUGAAGCCAUAGUUAGCUAAAAGCUAGUUUGUAAAUGAUUACAGGCCAAGUCCUAUAAUAGUAGGUUUGAUUCCACAGAGUUCAUUAUUAGGACAUAACAGUGGGAAUAACCGAAAACAAGAUUUCGCUAGUUAACCUGAUCAUGUUUAACAAAAGGGGCCAUUUAGAGAAGAUAUUGUAGUAUUAGCUUCACUAAAAAGUGAGGUUGAAU
Linum trigynum is the source of this 6053-nucleotide messenger RNA. NCBI's taxonomy places the organism in Eukaryota, Viridiplantae, Streptophyta, Magnoliopsida, Malpighiales, Linaceae. The record is from the annotation of a GenBank genome assembly.